Messenger RNA from Amphibalanus amphitrite, 1851 nucleotides. RefSeq lists its product as uncharacterized. The coding region runs from base 38 to 1150 and encodes 370 amino acids. The transcript is spliced from 3 exons. Lineage: Eukaryota; Metazoa; Arthropoda; Thecostraca; Balanomorpha; Balanidae. The record is from RefSeq and is a predicted model, not a curated record.
GAACACGGUAUUGAGUGUCGAGUGGGGACCGAUCACCAUGGCAGGAACUAUCAUCGGGGGAGUGAUAUUGGCAGCGGUGAUCACCGCCAGCGCCGGACAGCUCUAUCAUCGCUCGGAUUACGGCGGCAGCUCCAACUACAACUCCAACUCCAACACGGGCUACUACUCGAGCCGCUCCAGCUACGACACGAGCAGCCUCGACUACGGCAACAUCUACGGCAGCCGCAGCCCGUCCACCCAGACCUACACUGUGCCUCCGCCGCGGUCUCCAGCCUCCAGACUCGACUAUUCCAGCCAGCGACUACAGCUUGCUUACGAUGCCUACCUGCGUGAGCUACGUACCGCUUCAGCACUCCGCGAGGGCCGCCGAGACCCACUCCAGCCCGCCCACGACCUCCAGCCAGCCGCCCAGCACACGGACCCCGCGGCAGCUCCGAUAGAACGCUCCGACAGCUACGGGUACGGGGACGAUUGCAGCGACCUGGACACCCUCAGCAUGAUUCUGGGUCUGGGAGCGCUGGCUGCGUUUGCUCUCUACUACUACCUCCAACAGCAGGCUGCUGCCGCCCCCGCUCGUAGUUCCGUAUGGAUGCCCAUGAUGAGCGUCAUCCAGAACAGACUUCCCGAGCAUGUCGUGCUCGAAUCGCUUCUAGAGAAGGCCUGCGGGGGCCUGGAUGUCUUGGAGACCCGAAGGAGCAGUCAGUGGACGCAGCGAGGUGUCACCGGACGAGGGAUUGGAGGAGACUGCCUGGAGGGUCUGAUUGGACCGGCGGCCGGCUUCUCUGCACUGGCUGCUAUCGUGGCCUACGCUCUGGCGCAGGCGGCAAUGGCCAUGGCCGGGGCAAGAUCAUCAGAUACAGGUGUCGAUUACACAGCGCUGAAUUCAGCCGCACGACAGAUGCUGAUCGCUCUGACCGCCCCCGACCAAUGCGUGGCUCACCAGCUGUGUCAGGUCACCAGGUCAGCUGGUCACGCCUCUGCUCAGACGAGAACACCCAUCAAACUGGCCAGCGUGGCUCUGGCGUGGUACGCCGCUCGACUACGGCAGACACCGGGCUCAACCGGUCCCUACUCGGAGUAUUGCUGGAGUCUGGUGCACGGCCUAAAUGGCACCUGCCCUGACCCGAGCAGGGCCUGUAUCGCGACCUGAGAGUGUACUCGUAGACAUGGAGCUGAGAGGAUAGUCUGAAUUCAGACUUCCGAGUGUGGGUGACCUGGAAUGACCUGUUUCGUUAGUGAUAAGGUCUGGUCUUGGAACUCGAGAUGAAAACUAAACUGUGAAUGUCAUGGAACAUACCUACCCUUGCAUAUGAUAUGGUGCAGGAAGAGUAUUUGAUAAAGCAUUGUUUUUUUAUAGAGCGUUGCGAGCAUCGAAGAGCGAAGACGCCUGCAGAGGGUGCGUUAUUGUGGUUGUUCUCAUACCACAAUUUUGUAGAUAACAACACCUAUUUUUGUUGCAUGGGAAAUUACUGCUGCUUUGAGGCUUCUUUGUUUGCCUUGUUGAGAGUCUGAAACGUGAAUAGUCAUCACCGGAAGUGCAAAAUGUAACAAGGUAUCAGCAGCUGUCCCUCAUGGACAGCGAGUUAUGGUGUUGCUGCUGGUCUGAAUUUAGGUUUAUUGUUUUUUUCUUCAGCUUAGAUUUAUUGUUGACUUGUACUGAGCAUUGUAAAUACAAGUGAUAGUGUGCAGAUGUAGAGAAUUGGAGGCAUUUAGUAAAUGUAGUAAGUUAUGAUGCAUCUAAUGCAUUAUCUUAAUGCACAAAAUGAAUGUUCAGUCCUGCACUGUUACAAUUGUCAAACCCUAUAAUUGUUGACGUUUUGCAUAAUAUGGCCAAAUAUAAAGUUUACUUAC